AUCUCCAAUAAGCCUCCCCACCCCUACACCCAAGGGGAAGGAGUCUUAUUCUAAUAAAAUUUCCGAGCAAAAUAUUAAAAAAAUGUCAGGAAAGAUAAUUAUAUCUAUUGUUUCUCUUAUACUUAUUGUAGGUGUUGCCAUCGGUGUUGUUGUUGUUGUUCACAAAAAAGGUGAAGAUCCUGAGAUUCAAACUCAACAAAGAUCUCUUAGAGUUAUUUGCCAAAAUGCAGAAGACCAAAAACUCUGCUAUGAAACUCUAAGCUCUGUCCGUGGCGCCGACGCUGCAGAUCCUAAGGCAUACUUAGCGGCUGCUUUGAAAGCAGCCACUGACAAUGUCAUUAAGGCAUUUAACAUGAGUGAUAGACUCACUGUUGAGUACGGCGACAAGGAUAUGCACACCAAGAUGGCUCUUGAUGGCUGCAAAGAGAUGAUGGAGUUUGCUUUGGACAGUCUUGAUCUCUCCACCACUGUGGUUCGUGACAAAAACAUUCUAUCUGUUCAUGCUCAAUAUGCUGAUCUCAGGAAUUGGUUGAGUGCAGUUAUCUCUUACAAACAAGCUUGCAUGGAAGGAUUUGACGAUGAAAAGGAGGUUGAGAAGAAGAUUAAGGAUCAAUUGCAUACUCAGACUAUAGACCGCGCGACAAAGGUCACCGUUGUGGCUCUUGACAUUGUGUCUGAUUUGUCCAACAUACUCCAAGAAUUCGGUUUGAAAUUGGAUCUCAAACCUGCCUCUCGUCGUCUUCUAUCUGGGGAAAUUGAUAAUGAGGAAGGAUUCCCUACAUGGGUCUCUGCUACUGAUCGCAUGCUUUUGGCUCAAAUGCAAAGAAACAAUUGGAGAUCAACAAUUAAGCCCAAUGUUGUUGUUGCCAAGGAUGGUACUGGCCAAUAUAUAACAGUUAAGGGUGCUAUUGAAUCUUACCCUAAGGGAUACAAAGGAAGAUAUAUUAUCUACGUUAAGGCUGGUGUCUAUGACGAGUACAUCACUGUCCCCAAAUAUUGCACUAAUUUGACUAUCUAUGGUGAUGGCCCUCAACAGACCGUUAUCACUGGUCAAAAGAGUGGUAACAAGAAUGGUAUCAAAACCAAUUAUACCACCAUGUAUACCGCCACCUUUGCCAACACAGCACCUGGGUUCAUUGCAAAGGCAAUAAAAUUUGAGAACACAGCCGGUCCUAAUGGUCAUCAAGCUGUAGCUUUCAGAAACCAAGGAGAUUUGUCUGCUAUUGUUGGUUGUCAUUUCAUUGGUUACCAAGACACCUUGUACGUUCAGACCAACAGACAAUUCUACCGCAACUGUUUUAUCUCUGGUACCAUCGAUUUCAUCUUUGGAACGUCUAGCACCUUGAUCCAACGCUCUGAGAUCCAAGUAAGGAUGCCCAACAACGACCAAUUCAACACAAUUACCGCAGAUGGAUCAGAAACUUCCAAGAAGACGAACACUGGUAUUGUGAUCCAGGACUGCCAGAUCGUCGCAGAGGAAGCAUUGGUAAAGUCCCAACUCAGAUCUUACUUGGGCAGGCCAUGGAAGAUAAAUUCAAGGACAGUCUUCAUGGAAUCCACCAUCGGUGGCUUUAUUAGUUCAGAUGGAUGGAUCCCUUGGAAAAAUAAUGUCACUGGUCUUGAUGAAAAUUUCGACACAUGUUACUAUGCAGAGUAUGCCAACACUGGACUUGGUGCCAAUAUUUCCGGAAGGAUCAAGUGGAAGGGUUAUCACAGUGCCAUUAGCAUGGCUGAGGCUAAAAAUUUCACCGCUGCUGAAUGGCUCAAGGCUGAAAACAUGUCCACAUCCACCUGGUUGCAUGAUCUUCAUGUUCCUCACUACCUUGGCUUCAAAGCUUGAAAAUUAAUUAGACAUGUAACUUACUCAUGAGUGUGAAUGAUGGCACACAGACAAUUUGUUAUUCUUUGUAAUUAUCUUUCCUGUUUUUAUCCAGGAGAUCUACCAUAAAUACAAAUCAAAAUUUGCUCGGACUAAACUA
Messenger RNA from Trifolium pratense (red clover), 1979 nucleotides. Its product is annotated as pectinesterase-like. The coding region runs from base 83 to 1840 and encodes 585 amino acids. Gene Ontology annotation, molecular function: pectinesterase inhibitor activity; pectinesterase activity. Gene Ontology annotation, biological process: cell wall modification. Lineage: Eukaryota; Viridiplantae; Streptophyta; Magnoliopsida; Fabales; Fabaceae. The record is from RefSeq and is a predicted model, not a curated record. The transcript has 2 exons.